Molecule: messenger RNA, 1381 nt
Organism: Impatiens glandulifera
Lineage: Eukaryota; Viridiplantae; Streptophyta; Magnoliopsida; Ericales; Balsaminaceae
Product: CDP-diacylglycerol--glycerol-3-phosphate 3-phosphatidyltransferase 2
Exons: 7
Coding region: 53-1021 (322 amino acids)
Biological process (GO): glycerophospholipid biosynthetic process
Cellular component (GO): chloroplast envelope; membrane
Molecular function (GO): CDP-diacylglycerol-glycerol-3-phosphate 3-phosphatidyltransferase activity
Source: RefSeq, a predicted model, not a curated record
GGUAUCUCUCUCUCUCUCUUUCUUGUCUUUCUCUCUCUUCCCUUUCUCGGCCAUGCCCCCAACCUCUAAACUCUCCAUCGUCUCUUCAUCCAUUUCUGUCAUCAAUCCUUAUAAAUGGGUGCGCAGGUUACCUGCCACUCUUUCCCCUUCUGCCGCACCUCGAAACCCUAGGUUGUCUCUUCUUCAAUCUUCCGUUAAAGUUCAUACUUUUAGGAUUUCACAGGUCAAGUUUAACAUUAUAAUGCCGUCUACAAAACUCCCCCCCCUUCCGGCGCAGGAUAAUAAGCUCGUCGGAGGAUUAGAUUUUCGCGGUCAGAGGUGUCUCCAUAAAGACCAUAAUUCCGAUGCGCGUGGAGGGGGCGUGGUCGAUGAGAUUGGGACAACAACGGAUAACCACCCGUCGGAUCGCUCUCCUCAUCACUCCGAGAAAUUGCUUACGUUGCCUACUAUGCUCACUAUUGCUCGUGUAGCUGCCGUUCCUGUCCUAAUUAGCACUUUUUAUGUGAAUAGUGGGUGGGGGCCUAAUGCCACGACCAGUAUUUUUGUUGCUGCUGCAGCUACAGACUGGCUUGACGGUUAUAUUGCUAGAAAGCUGAAUUUAAAGAGUACAUUUGGUGCUUUUCUAGAUCCUGUUGCUGACAAGCUUAUGGUUGCUGCCACUUUGGUCUUGUUGUGCACCAGACCAUUAGAAGUUGCUGCUUUUGGAAACGUUCCAUGGUUGUUGGCUGUUCCAUCCAUUGCAAUAAUUGGAAGAGAGAUUACUAUGUCUGCUGUAAGGGAAUGGGCUGCUUCUCAAAAUAGUAAACUUGGAGAGGCCGUGGCUGUGAAUAAUUUGGGGAAAUGGAAAACAGCCACACAGAUGAUUGCUCUAACUAUCCUUCUGGCUACUAGAGACAGCAGCCUUACAGGGUUGGACUCGGUGGUAGCUUCUGGGGUGGUUUUGCUUUAUGUAUCGGCAGGUCUUGCUGUAUGGUCCUUAGUAGUGUACAUGAGGAAGAUAUUGAAAGUAUUGCUCAAGUAGAGUAUAUAAUAAUAAUAUAUGCAAUAUAGUAAGUACUGUGCUCUUUGGCAUCUAAGCUGUCUGUUCGUGCAGUGUUUCUAACUUUUUCAUGAACAAUCCACAAAAUUUAAACCCAGCACUGAGGAGACACUUUGAUGGCUAAAUCAUCCCACAUUUGUUGGUGGUAUUACUAUAUCAAGGCUCAACUUUGAACAAGAGAGGGAUUAACAUUUUUCUAUUAUUACUUUUUUCUUUUUUUACAUUGAAUCUUGAGGAGAAUUUAGGCUUUUAUUAUUGGCUGAAAGUAAAGUAUAAUGUGAAAGUAUCACUUAUUUUUAUGAUAAUAAUUAUGUAAUUAUAAGCUCUUGCUAUAUUUGUUUA